Molecule: messenger RNA, 720 nt
Organism: Fusarium vanettenii 77-13-4
Lineage: Eukaryota; Fungi; Ascomycota; Sordariomycetes; Hypocreales; Nectriaceae
Exons: 2
Coding region: 1-720 (239 amino acids)
Molecular function (GO): acyltransferase activity, transferring groups other than amino-acyl groups
Source: RefSeq, a predicted model, not a curated record
AUGCCUUUCAAGUUGCUCGAGGUGGACACCGCCACUGACUUUGAAGAAGUCAUCGAGUGCCAAUGGGCCGCAUAUGAGAAUCCAUUUCAAAGUUUCUUCCGCCUCUUCUGUCCAGUUCACGGCGACGGCCCUACUGCCCGAGCAGAGUCAAUUAAGGAAUGUAUAGCUCGCCAGCUAGACUGGCAUAAUUCGGAUCCAACAAGUUACUGGGGGAAGGUCAUUGAUGACAACGGCAAGAUUGUUGGCGCUUGUCUAUGGAAGAUCUGUCCAAAAAACCCUUUCGAAAAGCACGAUGGCUAUUCUGAAGCCUAUUGGUACCCGGAAGGAGAGACGCGGGAAUAUGUUAGCAAGUGUUUGGAGCAGUUCGACGCACCAAGACGCAAGAUGGGGGCAAGACCGCAACUUUACCUCAAUAUCAUCUAUACACACCCAGACUUCCGGCGUCAGGGCGUGGCAGACUUGAUAAUGGACUGGGGUAAGCAGAAAGCUGACGAGAUGGGCGUUGAGAUGUGGCUGGAUGCCACCAAGUAUGGUGUACCUGUCUACAAGAAGCACGGGUUCACUAUUGUCAACGUUAACCGACUGCAACCGACAAAGACGGCCCCUGGCGAGGCGUGGAGGAAGAUUGACGAGGAGUUGCAACCCAUGACCUUCUGGCAGAUGUGGAGACCCGCUGGUGGCAGCUACGAUGAGGGUAAAAGUGUAAAGCCAUGGGAGUGA